Symbiodinium sp. CCMP2456 is the source of this 354-nucleotide messenger RNA. The record is from the annotation of a GenBank genome assembly. NCBI's taxonomy places the organism in Eukaryota, Dinophyceae, Suessiales, Symbiodiniaceae.
AUGCUUUCUGCAGCUCAAGAGUGGGAGGUCGUAGCUGCAGAGGGAGACCGAUACUUUCUAAUUGGUGACUCUGCGAGAAGGCUGGCAGAUGACAACGGUCCACAGGGAUUGUCAGAUGGUUGGUUGGAGAGCCAGAAGUGGACGUUCUACAACAGAAGUGGACGUUCUACAACUGUCGCACCCAAAGGCUAUGCUCGGCUGUGGGCGCUACAACGGCAUGUACGCCGUGUCCAGGCACUCAGUCGGUGUUUAUCCGCAGCUGGUACGGGAAUUUUCAACUGGAGGACGUUGGAGGGGAGUCCCUGCAGAUGUCUUCAGGCGAUGACCAGGGUAUUGAGCAAAUAUGGAUCCUGA